This is a messenger RNA of Ictalurus furcatus (blue catfish), 1790 nucleotides long. RefSeq names its product interleukin-17 receptor B. NCBI's taxonomy places the organism in Eukaryota, Metazoa, Chordata, Actinopteri, Siluriformes, Ictaluridae. Bases 16 to 1641 code for a protein of 541 amino acids. The record is from RefSeq and is a predicted model, not a curated record. The transcript has 13 exons. Gene Ontology annotation, molecular function: interleukin-17 receptor activity.
UCUCACAUUCCUGCAAUGAAGCUGUUAGUCAGCAUCAGAAGUGUAUUUUGCCUCUGCCUGCUUCAUCUGGCAGCUGCUGACACCAGUGCUCUCAAUAUAGUUGUAACAUGUACCAAAACAAAUGAUUUAAACCCUGACGAAUGUUGGACACUAUGCGAACCCAAUCCUUCUCCACUGCAUGAUCUUAAAGUUCAACUUACUUCUCUGAAUGGAGCUCCAGCAUCUCUUGCUCUCAACAUAACAUGGUCUAUAUACAUUGACGGAAGUAUUCAAAGUAUUACUGGCACAUGGAUAAAAGUGAACACGGUGAGAUACAGAUGUGGAUAUCAACCUCCAUUUACUUCAAAACAGGUCCACACUGGUGAUUUAAAGCAGCUUUGGUUCAAUUUCACAGCCACAGAUGUCAAUAUUGAACCCAGCCACUCUUACCAAGUAGAUGUCUAUAAUCUUCCUCCAGCACUGCCUGACAUGCGAUCCAGAUAUUCAAAACAGGCAAAGAUACAAGCACCUGAAUGUGAUGAUGAACGGAUGAAGGAUCAUUCAACAUGUUUAAACACGGCCCUUCCUACGCCAACCGAUGGAAGCAUGCAAUUGUAUGAGCACUGGAACAUUGCUGCAGUCCAAAUGAAGGAUGAAAUACAAGUCAAAUUUGAUUCUCACAUGAAAUCAGAGAUGUACGAGAUCAGACUGCGAAGAAAAACGCAUAUCCUAAGCUUUGCUAAGGUGACAGUGAAUGGAGAAAUUCAAACACUUAAAGCAAACCUGAACUAUUCGGGUCCAUGUGACAAUCUUACAAUAUGGAUAACACCAUUUUUUGAGCAUUGUGGAUUUACAUGCAAAUCGGUUUACCACAACGUAACCUGUCAAGCUGCACCAAGAGAAGAACCAAAGGAAUGGGAACCUUCUGUCCUGCUGAUCAGCACUGUGUGUGCAGUAGCCAUUAUUUUGUUAUUUAUCUGCCAUUUCUGGAGACUGCGGAUGAGAUCUGGCUAUUUCAAGCAUGGACUAGACACAGCAAAAUCAGUGGGAGUGCUUAUGGUGUAUCCUGCAGUGGACAGUGUGUUCCAGAAUGCUGUGAUGACCAUAGCUGACUUAUUGCAAAGUCAUAGAGAGCUGAAUGUAAUCAUUGACAUGUGGCAGAGAGGCAGUUUAGCGGAACAGGGCCCGCUCCGCUGGCUUAACACACAAGUGGGUUGUGCUGAGAAAGUUCUCAUCAUCUUGCCUCCUCAAUACGCUGAGUUCCGCAAUGACACAGCCUGCUUGAAUCCCAACAUGGCAUCAGUCAUAACAGAUUACACUGUUCCAGCAUCUGCCUGUGAACUUUUCUCAUUGGCACUAAACCUGGUUGCUAGCUGUGCCCAUGAUCCCCAACAGUACCAUAAGUUCUUGGUGGUGCACCUGGAGCAUGGUAGGCACAGAAGCACAAUACCAGUGGAGCUCAGAGGCUGCAAGGCCAUUAUUCUACCCAGAGAUCUGGAGAAACUGUAUAAACUGUCCACUAAGCAAGGAGUAACAAUCUCAAGAUGUAGGUCUGAACCAUACUGCUGUAAAGAAACAGCUCAAAAGGUCAGAGUUGCUGUGCAGCAGUUGGACAAAAGAAAUGGUUUGUCUUACCAAGGCAGAAAGCAAGCCCCAAAGUAGUAAUUACCUCUCUGGUGUUCAGAUCUUGUGAUAAAGGCCAGAUUAACUGUUUUUCCUUUCAGAUUCUUUUAUUGCUUUUUCCUGAGGGUAUACAUUUAAAAAAAUUGUUAAAUAUAUUCCACAAUUUCAAAUACCAGGAAGGAAUAGAA